This is a messenger RNA of Rattus norvegicus (Norway rat), 948 nucleotides long. NCBI's taxonomy places the organism in Eukaryota, Metazoa, Chordata, Mammalia, Rodentia, Muridae. The record is from RefSeq and is a predicted model, not a curated record.
GCUUUGCCCGCAUCUCCUCAUAAUUCUGCUUCUGCUCUUUCUGCAGAGCCAGCGACUCUUCUAUGGAGAGCAGCUGUGCAGGCAGGGAGUGGAGCAGAAGAAGGCGAGCUGCUGUGACAUCAUCAAGAUGCUGCCUAGCCCUGCAUCUCUGCUCUUCUGAGGAAACAGGAGACUGAGCCCUCUGACAAUGACUUGACGCUGGGAGAGAAACAUCAUACCCUGGCACUGAACUAAGCAAGAAUCAGGCCGUGAAGGAAAAGGAGAGGCUGAUUAAAGAGCUGCAGCUCAUUACCGAGGAGAGAAAUGACCUGAGAGAUCGCCUGAGGUUUCUGACAGAGAGAUCCAUGAAGAACAGGUCACACAUCAGGCCAAAUCCAUAUUAUGAAGACCUGGAGAGAAUGGAGGAGGCGGUCAUGUCAAUUCUGCACAACUUAGAGAUGGAGAACACUGAGGUCCAUGAGAACAACCAUAAGCUGAAGAAGGAGAUUACCUUCUCUAGAAACCUGCUCAGCCAGCUCCUGAUGGAGAACACAUGUAGGAAGAAGUUGGUCCCACUGAAGCAGGAGAGCAAGGAGGUACAUCUUGAUUGUGCACUGAACCAGAAAUAUUUGGUUGACUUCAACAAGAAAGAUAAAGACCAUCAACGGCCAGAUCCAGCAUUAUCAGGUCUCAGAAAGUGCAAGAGAGCUGGAAUUGGACACACACCAGUAAGAGAGCUUCCUGAAGAAUAAGUUGCUUUCUCAGGAGUCCCUGAUGACCAACAACAUCCUGAAUGAAAACAGCACUUAAGAGACAACCUGGGGGACCGCCUUUCAUUAUGUGUGCUAGAGGAGAAACAGCAAUACGUCUGUGCUUCUAAAUGUUCGUUAAGAAUAUGCUUUUAGAAAUAUUUUUGUUAUGAUUUUAAUUGAAGUUUUCUUUUUGUUGUUUCAUAUUUAUAUGUUCUUG